AUAUAAUGUAAACCAGUAAUAAGUAUUUAUAUUUUUUUGUUAAGUGAUGUUGGUAAAAAGUAACUUUGCAAAUGUAUAUUUGAAUUUGCAUUCCUAAAUAUUGCAUAUGCAAAAACCCAACAUCUGAAUGUAAAAAUUUGGCUCUUUAUAAACAUGUGUACACUUUAAGGUAAAUGACUGCUGCCCCUGAACUAAAUAUUCGUACAUAAAUGUGGUACUACUACACUUCUUACUCUUUCGAUACAACCAACUAACACGAAACAAUCAGAUAUGGCCAAUGACGGAUACGUUAACAGCGCGUAUGUACCUACAAAUGCAACAAAUACCGCAAAUACAUCCAUACCGGGAGAGUAUCGUUCGAGUAUCACAUUCGAACCGAGUAGAAACGACUACAUUGGCCGAAUUGUAAGCCAAACAUCAAUUGAUAAUAUUACACCAAGGUCACAGAAACCAGGAGAGUUACCCAAACUACCCCAUAAUGCCGUCGUCGAAGAUGCUACCAAACGGCGAGAUACUUGGGCCAAUGAUGUUGAGUUUCUCAUGUCCUGCAUUGCCCUCUCUGUGGGCUUGGGAAAUGUCUGGCGUUUUCCCUUUACUGCACUCGAAAAUGGUGGUGGCGCAUUCCUAAUUCCCUACAUCAUAGUUUUAUUUCUGGUAGGUAAACCUGUUUACUACAUGGAAAUGUUGUUGGGGCAGUUGUCCAGUCGUGGCAGUAUCAAGGUAUUUGAUUUUUCGCCCAUUAUGAGAGGCGUCGGUUAUGGUCAAGUAUUCGCCACCGCUAUUGUAUCCACAUAUUAUGCCACAUUAAUGGCCAUAACACUUCGUUAUUUGAUUGAGUCGUGCUAUUCGACACUGCCAUGGAGUUAUUGUCGGGAGGAAUGGGGUGACGCUUGCAUCAAUUCGAAAGUAAACAAAUCAAAUAUUUUCACAAAUGAGACCACAGUUAAAACUGCAUCAGCGGAGUUUUAUUUUACAAAAGUAAUUCUUCGUGAAAAAAAUUCCAUUGAUGAUGGUAUUGGAUAUCCUAGUUGGUCCUUGGCACUAACGUUAGCCGUUUCAUGGGUGGUGAUAACAGCUAUACUCAUAAAAGGCAUCAAAAGUUCUGGUAAAGCUUCCUACGUUUUGGCACUUUUUCCCUAUGUGGUGUUGUUUAUACUUCUCAUAAGAUCAUUGACACUGCCCGGGGCAUUUAAUGGUGUACUUUACUUUUUAAAGCCGCAAUGGAAUAAACUUCUAAAUCCACAGGUAUGGUAUGCUGCCAUUACACAAGUUUUCUUCUCGCUUGCCAUUUGCUUUGGAAAUAUCAUAAUGUAUGCUUCCUACAACAGAUUCCGACACAAUAUAAAAAGGGAUUGCACGAUAGUGACGACUUUAGACACAUUCACCUCUCUGUUUUCUGGCAUCAUAAUAUUUGGCAUUCUAGGCAAUUUGGCGCACGAAUCAAAUACCACUGAUAUACAAAAUGUUGUUAAAAGCAACACGGGACUCGCGUUCAUCUCAUAUCCAGACGCUAUAUCUAAGUUUGAAUUCCUACCUCAGCUAUUCUCCGUGCUCUUCUUCUUGAUGCUCUUUGUGCUGGGUAUUGGAAGCAAUGUGGGCAUGGCUUCAUGCGUGAUGACUGUACUGAAGGAUAAGUUCACCAACACUAAAAACUGGGUGAUUGCAGUAAGCAUAGCUAUUGUUUGCUAUGUAAUCGGUUUGAUCUACGUUACGCCCGGUGGACAAUAUAUACUGAAUUUUAUGGACUUCUUCGGCGCGUCUUUCAUUGCUCUUGUUUUGGCGAUUUUCGAAUUGAUUGCUGUUGGUUGGAUAUACGGAGUCAAAAACCUUUGCCAAGACGUUUAUUUUAUGUUGGGUAUAAAGACUUCCAUUUAUUAUCGCAUUUGCUGGGGUGUUGUAACUCCCGUCUUCAUGACGGCCGUCCUUAUUUACACAUUGUGGAACUACACUCCCUUACAAUAUAACGGUUACACGUAUCAAACGGGAUUAUAUGUUUUAGGUUGGUGUAUUUCCGGCUUUGGUAUAGGUCAACUGCUCAUUUGGGGUGUGGGCGCUGUUUGGAAUUGCUCCGAUGGUACUAUAUGUGAACGGAUAAAGAAAAGCUUUAAACCCCAAAAAAACUGGGGACCACUAGAUCCCGCUACUUUGAAGGAAUAUCAACUUUUCAAAACCGAAGAACGCACAAAUGAAAUGUUCAAAAAAACGAGACUUUGUCAUAAAAUAUACGACAACAUAUUUGGUUAGAACUUUUGGGCACAAUAUAUUUGUACAUACAUACAUAUGUGUAUAUUUAUAGAUUUAUGCUUGUAUAUGUAUAUGCAUAUUUAUUAUUGUACGAACCUUAGUACUUAUGCAUUUUUUAUAUUUUAAUCUAAAAAUUUAGACAUUUCAUUUAAACUCGGUUUUAUUCCUGGGGCACUAGUUACGUUUAUACAUAUGUACAUAUAUUUGGGAGGUAUUUGACCAUAAAACAGUAUAUAUUUUAGGAACAAAUAAUAAUGUUAUCAAUUAAGACGGAAAAUCAA
Molecule: messenger RNA, 2525 nt
Organism: Bactrocera latifrons
Lineage: Eukaryota; Metazoa; Arthropoda; Insecta; Diptera; Tephritidae
Product: sodium-dependent nutrient amino acid transporter 1
Exons: 10
Coding region: 271-2244 (657 amino acids)
Biological process (GO): sodium ion transmembrane transport
Cellular component (GO): membrane
Molecular function (GO): L-amino acid transmembrane transporter activity
Source: RefSeq, a predicted model, not a curated record